AAGAAGAAGAAGAAGAAGCAGAAGCAGCAGCAGCAGAAGCAGAAAAAGAAAAAACAGUAGCAGUAGUAUUUGGUGUGCUCACCAAACUUCAUUGUGGUAUUUAUUUAUCGACUGCGUUAAAGGUUUCUGUAUGGAUUCUCCACGACAAUAUAGGCAGGACAACCAUAAUCAAGAGCCAAAGCGCAUCCAGAGCCACUCAAAUGCUCCUCAGAAGAAUGCCUAUGCCAAGCUUGUCAGCCAACAUAACAGCAGCAAGUUCAGGUCAUAUCUUGAUCAUUAUGUAAAGGAAUUGUCAAUUCAGAUUGAAGAAAAUAGGCAUAGCACCUUGCCUAAAGACCAGUGUGACAAACUAGACAUACCAGAGCGCAAAAGGGACAAAAUUCCCCAUGAAUUCUCUGAUUCAAGUGGUUUCUCCCCCUCUUCAUUCAAAAGUAAAGGAGAUGAGAGCUCCUUGUCUUUGUACAUGGAGAAGCUAAGCACACGCAGUGCACAUCAAGAUUGUGACAGGAAGCCAGGUGUGUCUGACAAGUCGCACCGGGGACAAAGGAGGGACACUGCCACCAGCCACGAUGGCGAUAUUGAGUCUGGUGAAGAGCUUGUCUCUCUAAAACCAGAUGACUUAAAAAAGCGCCAUAAACAGCAGAAGAAAAACAAAGACUCUGAUAGAGAACUCUCAUCAAAGGAUGUUGAAUCGUGUGUUGGAUGUCCCAAGUCCCCAAGGAAAGUAAAAACAAGCACACAGGAACAAGAGAUGAAGAAAUCAAAGAAAAAGACUCAACCAAAGCAUUCUGUGGAGGAAAAAAAUGGGGAUGGAGCAUCGGGAGUUGACAGUCUGGUGAUACAGCCCAAGUACCUGCAUGUGAAAGACAAAACUCUACAGCAGCCCAAAGCCUCAAGUACCAAGUCUCCUGCCAGCAAAGGAGGACGAAAGUCAAAGAAACAAGUGUUUGAAUCAUACAUGUCCUUUGAGGAUGUUUCCCAUGGCCUUAAACGAGGGGAACUCAUUCAGGGAGCAUUAAGAAUCAACCCAAAGAAAUACCAUGAAGCAUUUGUCCCAUCUCCUGAUGACACUUGGGAUAUAUUUCUGGAUGGAAUUGUAGUGCGUAACAGGGCAUUGAAUGGAGAUAUUGUGGUCGUACAAGUCUUCCCUCGAGAGCAGUGGAAGGUUGUGAGAACCGAUACUGACUGUGAGGGUGCCAGUGAGGCAGAUACUCGGCAAGACAGCAUGGCCCAAACAGUACAGAAGAAAAUGGAAUGUCCUAAAAUGCCUGAUGUCAUUGUGGAAGAGCAAUACAGUGACCAAGAUGAGGUCAUCAGUAAAAAUAAGACUGUAACCUUCGCUAUCACAGAAAGGAUGGCAGUAGAAGAACCUGUGUUGGACUCCUCAAUGGUACAGUCCAAUGGAGAAAAACUCCAAAUGACUGCUAAAGUUGUGUACAUUGUUGAAAAGAAGCAUUCAAGAGCUGUGACAGGCUACCUCAAAUUUCUACCAGAUAAACCCUUUGCCAUGUUUUCUCCUGUGGACCACCGGGUCCCUCGAAUUAAUGUUCCCCUGGGUGAGUGUCCCGCUGACUUUGCUUCCCGCCCAGGUGACUACACCAACACCUUGUUCAUCUGUCGUAUCACUAACUGGGCAGCUGACAACAACUUUGCAGAAGGCCGGCUUGCUAAGACCCUAGGUCAAGCUGGAGAAAUUGAGCCGGAGACAGAGGGUAUCCUGAUAGAGUACGACAUUGAUUUCUCUAAAUUCUCAGAUGAAGUGUUACAGUGUCUACCCAAAAAUCUGCCAUGGAGUAUUCCUGCUGAAGAAAUGAACAGAAGAAGAGACUUGAGGAAAGAGUGUAUCUUCACAAUUGAUCCUGCUACUGCCAGAGACCUGGAUGAUGCACUGUCUUGUAAACUGCUUCCAGAAGGUAAUUUUGAGGUUGGUGUCCAUAUUGCUGAUGUGAGUUAUUUCGUGGAGGAAGGCAGCGCCUUAGAUGUCAUUGCAAGCCAAAGAGCUACCAGUGUGUACCUGGUUAAUAAGGUGAUCCCCAUGUUGCCGCAGCUGCUGUGUGAGGAGCUGUGCAGUCUAAACCCUCUUGUUGACAGACUCACCUUCUCUGUCAUCUGGAAACUCACACCUCAAGGGAAGAUUCUGAGUGAGUGGUUCGGUCGCACAGUAAUCCGCUCUUGCGUGAAGCUGACUUAUGACCAAGUGCAGAGCAUGAUUCAGUCUCCUGAAAAAAUGUUUUCUGCUGAAGAGCUACCACCUGUGGACCCCAAGCACCCUAUUGAUGAGAUCCACCAGGCUGUGCUCAACUUACACUCUAUUGCCAAACAUCUCAGAGAUCAACGCUUCACAGGAGGAGCCCUGAGACUGGAUCAGUUGAAACUGGCUUUCACUCUGGACAAAGAGACCAUGAUGCCUCAGGGUUGCUAUAUAUAUCAGUACAAAGACAGUAACAAGUUGGUGGAGGAGUUUAUGCUACUGGCUAACAUGGCUACUGCCCACCAAAUCUACCGCAUCUUCCCUGAGCACGCAAUGCUUCGACGCCAUCCUCCACCAAAGGCCAAGAUGGUGGAUGAGCUGCAAGAAUUGUGUGACCAGUUGGGCCUUGACAUCGAUUUGUCCUCUGCAGGAGCGUUGCACCACAGCCUCAAUGCCAGUCUCGGUAAUGAUGAGUAUUCCAGUGCCAGAAAAGAAGUCCUCAUGCACAUGUGCUCAAGACCCAUGCAGAUGGCAAUGUACUUCUGUUCAGGUAUAAUAAAGGAUGAGCAGUUAUUUAAGCACUACGCCCUCAAUGUUCCUCUCUACACACACUUUACAUCACCCAUCAGACGUUAUGCUGAUGUCAUUGUGCAUCGACUGCUGGCUUCUUCACUGAAUUGUGGGCAUCAUUUAGGCCUGACUUCAGAGGAAAUCCAGAAACAAGCCUCUUGCUGCAAUGACAAAAAGACUGCGUCGAAGAGAGUCCAGGAGCUCAGCUCUGAGCUGUUCUUUGCAGUGUUUGUGAAGGAAUGUGGCCCUCUGGAUUCUGAGGCCAUGGUGAUUGGCGUGUUGGAUCAGUCGAUUGAUGUCUUGGUUCUCCGUUAUGGAAUACAGAAGCGCAUUUACUGCAAGUCUGUUUCGGGCUUGGCGUCUUUCCAUCAUCGUAAGGUGGGGAAGAAAAUGGAGAUGAGUCUAGUUUGGGCACCAGAUGACCCAGAAAUGCCUCCCACAGAGCAGGUAAUUUCGAUCUUCACCUUAUUGGAGGUGCAGCUCCAAGCGGACAGCGUGCCCAUGAAGUACAGCGCAGCUCUGAAGAGGCCAGUCGAGAAUGUGUCAUAAACACUUUGAUGUGUUGUAGGACACACAAAUACAUAUGAACAUUGGACUGACAUAUUUUCUUUUAUUGGUUGGUAGAAUUGGAAGCUUAAUGUUGCCGUUGCAGUGAAUCGAAA
Thalassophryne amazonica is the source of this 3423-nucleotide messenger RNA. It is a transcript of the gene dis3l2, whose product is annotated as DIS3 like 3'-5' exoribonuclease 2. Gene Ontology annotation, biological process: miRNA catabolic process. Gene Ontology annotation, molecular function: 3'-5'-RNA exonuclease activity; RNA binding. Bases 131 to 3310 code for a protein of 1059 amino acids. The record is from RefSeq and is a predicted model, not a curated record. Lineage: Eukaryota; Metazoa; Chordata; Actinopteri; Batrachoidiformes; Batrachoididae. Gene Ontology annotation, cellular component: P-body; exosome (RNase complex). The transcript has 21 exons.